CCUAAAGUCUGUACCUCUCUCAUGAGUAACAUUAGUUCUCAACUCUCCAAUCAAAAGGCAGCCGCAUUAAAUUUUCGCAAUUUAGUUAUCCAAGCAACCAUGGAGCGAGUUACAUUGACCCAUCAGUUAGCAUUAACCAUGGACCAGAGUUCACUCGAUGAGCGAGCAAAGGCCGCCUUGGCCGACUGCUUGGUCCUCUAUGAGGACACCAUUAGCCAACUCAACCGCUCGAUGGAUGCUUCAUCAUCGCAUGAAGAUUCACAAACGUGGCUUAGUGGUGCGGUUGCGAACCACGAGACUUGCAAAAACGGGUUCGUGGAACUCGACUCAUCAUUCCAUUUGCCAACUACACCGUUCAUGACCAACAACAUAUUCGAGUCCCUCAGCAACUCUCUCGCCAUUAACAGGGCGAUAUUGAUGCCCAUUAGUUCCAUUGGCAAUCGCAAAUUGCUCUCUAAUGGAUUCCCUUCAUGGGUCUCCGCAGCUGAUCGCAAACUUCUCCAAUCAUCUUCGGUGAAAGCAAAUAUCGUGGUGGCUCAAGAUGGUUCCGGGAACUACAAGACGAUCUCUGAAGCAGUUGCAGCUUCUGUUAAACAAAGUAGUGGGGGUUCAAGAUUUGUGAUCCAUGUCAAAGCCGGAACUUACGAUGAGAAGGUUCAGAUCACGACGUCGAUGAAUAAUCUAAUGUUGAUCGGUGAUGGUGCUGGUGUUACUGUUAUUACAGGAAGUAAGAGUGUGCAAGAUGGUACAACUUUCAAUUCGGCAACAGUUGUUGUGACUGGAGCAGGAUUCAUCGCCAAGGACAUAACAUUCGAAAAUACCGCCGGUCCAAAGAAACAACAAGCCGUCGCACUCCUUUCCCGCUCCGACCUCUCCGUCGUCUACCGCUGCAGCUUCAAAGGCUACCAAGACACCCUCUGUGUCUACUCCCAACGCCAAUUUUACCGGAACUGUGACAUCUACGGCACCGUCGACUUCAUCUUCGGCGACGCCGUCGCGGUCUUCCAGUCCUGCAACAUGUACCUCAGAAAACCCCUAACGGGCCAAGAAAACACAGUCACCGCCCAAGGCCGUUCUGACCCCAACGAGAAUACUGGCAUCUCCAUCCAGGACUGUAAUAUCGCUGCCGCGGAGAACCUGGGCUCGACCAGGUCGUACCUGGGUCGGCCAUGGAAGGCCUACUCAAGGACGGUGGUGAUGAAGACAACAAUCGGAGGCGCGAUUGAUCCAGCUGGGUGGCUGGAGUGGGAUGGAAACUCUGCGCCGAGCACGCUGUAUUAUGGGGAGUACAUGAACAGUGGGGCUGGAGCUGGGACUGGGGGUCGUGUUAAGUGGCCUGGGUAUCAUGUUAUGAGUUCGUCGGAUGCGAAUAAGUUCACCGUUGGGAAUUUCUUAGGGGGCGGGUCUUGGAUAGCUUCUGCUGGGGUGCCGUACACUGCUGGGCUCUAGGGUGGGUACGUUGGCUGUUGAGAGGGAUUUGAUCUGGAUUAUUGUUAAGUAUUUGAAUUAAGUUAAUAAUUUGUUUGUAGGAACAAAUAAGGCCACGUAACAAGAAGGGCACUUGAGUGAAAAUAGGUUCAACAAGACGAGGAAACUUAUGCUCGGGCCGGGGUUAUUCAUUUUCAAUGACGAUCAAUAGAUUCUUAUGUAAAUAGUGAAGGUUAACCCACUUGAUUGUGAUGUAAUACUGUCAAAUAGAGUGUCCUGUUGUAAAACCGUAGGUUUUGUUUGUUAAU
Messenger RNA from Asparagus officinalis (garden asparagus), 1736 nucleotides. Its product is annotated as pectinesterase-like. NCBI's taxonomy places the organism in Eukaryota, Viridiplantae, Streptophyta, Magnoliopsida, Asparagales, Asparagaceae. The coding region runs from base 22 to 1449 and encodes 475 amino acids. The transcript is spliced from 2 exons. The record is from RefSeq and is a predicted model, not a curated record. Gene Ontology annotation, biological process: cell wall modification. Gene Ontology annotation, molecular function: pectinesterase activity; pectinesterase inhibitor activity.